UAGCAGGAAUCAAAGAGCAAGUGCUGUAACGUACUCAGUGAGGGUUCUGCAAGAGUGCUGAGCCACUUCAUGGGGGAUCUGAAAGGUCUAUUCUUAGGGACAGUUACGCUGGGGCAGAGGAGAAGAGGAGCCCGCUCUGCACAACGCUGACAGCAGUGUGCUGGGGAGGCUCCACUGUGUAGAUUCCAGUGCAGAAGUGAGUUUGCCCAGAGAGGAGGUUAGGAAGGUGGCCAGUGGGACUAAGAGCUUGGACAGGGAGGAGGAGAGGAUGGAGUGGAGCCAAAGCUGACUCUGGGGCUGGUGCACUGCCCUCAGAAACCAUCAACUCCACUGUGUCCAUUUACAACAACUGUGAUGAGCUCAUGAUUUCACCUCCCCACAAGUCCAGUGAUACCCCAGGGCUUCUGCUACAGUGGCUCUCAGGAGUAGGGACUGUGGCCUCAACAGAAGUUCAAGUAGGGAAGGAUUUAGGGGGACUGGCAGUAUUUAGUGUGGACUGAGCACAGAGUUCCCCGCCCUCUGCUUCCCUGCAGGGUUCUGUGCCACACGGGUUUCCCAAAGGCAGCAGAUAACACAGUCAUCUCUAAGGGCAGGGGACUAACAGAGGGUGGGCAGAAAGAGGGAAGAGGAGGAGGAUGAAGGAGGGGAGGGGAAAGACAUGAGGAGGAGAGGAGAGAGAAGAACUGAGAAGAGAAAGGCUUUAGUUGCAAUCACAUCACAUCUAAAUCUCGCAGAUGACAUCUCAUCCUAUCGACUAGAAGACAGUCCCUAGCUGAAUACAAACUUCAGGACGGGGACUACAUGGGAAACUGCACCAGGAGGUGAGGGGAGCUGGGAGAUGCUAGAAGUCUGCCCACUGUGCCAGUUUUGGUGGCCUGGAUUGAGCCAUCAAUUUCACCACCUGCAUCCCACAUAGAAACCUGGUUUGAGUCCUGAUUAGUCCGCCUCUGAUUCAGCUUCCUGCUCAUGUGCCUAGGAAGGCAGCAGAAGAUGGCCCAAGUGCUUGGAUCCCUGCCAACCACAUGGGAGUCCCAGAUGAGGGCCCUGGCUCCUGCCUUCAGCCUGGCCCAGAGCUGGCUCUUGCAGCCCUUUGUGGAGUAAACCAGUGGAUACAAGAUCUCUAGCUCCCCUUCUCUCUCUGCUGUGCAAACAAACAAAUCAUUACAAACAUAAUUCUGUUCCACACACAAGUCGAUGGCAGGUACUAAGGUCUAGGCCUAAAGAAGAAGAGAACACACUGGAAGGUCUGGGAGGACAAUAUCUGAUUUGAUCAAUUCAAGCCACUAAUGACGCAGUCAGAGAACUGAUGCAAAGGAAGGAAGGUGGAUAAUGCCAAGCUCACAUAACAGGAAUCAGGUCUGCUUUUCAGUUGUCCAGGCUACUUUGAAAUCAUCAGACAAAAAGGGGAUUGGUGAACCAUGUGCACGUCCCACGAAUGAGUCAAAGACCCUGUAUCCCAAGUGACCUGACACCCUCUUCUGUAUUUAGCUCUACUUUUUGCAUUAGAUACAUAGGACACCAGCCAUAGGCUCACUCAGUAUUGUCCCUUGUAUAGCUGAUGACAUCCCUAGAGUAGAUUCUAGAAUGAUCCCACUCUGCUGCUCUGAGACUGGAAAUGUCCUGAGAGGCACAGUAACUGAUUCAGGGUUCAACCCUGGUGAAAGACAGGGGCUGGAAAUAAGGUUGCAUGUGUCUGUGACUGUGGUAGCACCCAGGAAGACCAUAGGCCCUGCUCGGAGGGGGCACUGGUGUCACUGUGUAGAGAAACAGAGACAGCAUGGGACAGCAGGGUGGGAAUACAUUUGCUCCCAGGGUGGUUUGGGGACUUCUUAUGGGAGAAGAGGGGUGAGAUAAGGAAGCCCCAACUGUAACCGUGCCACUUAGAGACAGGCCACAACAGAUCCUGUAACCCCGGUAACCAGGCACGAACAUUCUAGAGAGAGGCCCCUGCCCAGCUCAUUUGGUGAGAGACGCUUGACAGAACAAGAUGUUCUCUUGCUGUGUUCCCACUUCUCGAGGCCAUGGCCCGAGAAACCCACGUGAUGAGGGGUUGUGGCAGCAAUUUCAAUGCUGGUUCUCACCUUACCCCCACCACCCCCAGCCUUGUAGCACACGGCAACCACAGAGCUCCAAGCACAACAGAGGUCAGAAGUUGCUGAACAAGGUCCUGUACUCCAUCUCCCGCAUGGAGAGACAGGAGGCCAACAGAGGCCGCUGUUGGCCCAGGGCGAAAAAGCCAUCUAAACUGAUCAAGUAUGAUGCCCAGGUUGGGUGGAGGGCCCAGGAAGACACGUUGCAGAAGCUGGUGGACCGCCUGGUGCCUGCCUUCCUUGGCUUUGAGCCCUUAUAUGUUCCCGCCUUCCUGAGAACCUACAGAGCUUUUGCCACCACUGGGCAGGUGCUGAACGCGUUGUUAAGAAGGUUCCCAUGGUUCCCUCCUAUGGCUGAAGGUGUACUGCAGGACGCAGUCAAACAUGCUAUCUCGACCAUCCUGGCCACCUGGCUGGAGCAAUACCUGGAAGAUUUCGAUCAUCCCCCGCAGUACACCAGUCUGCACGUGCUUCUGGAAUAUGCACAGCUCCUCCUGCAUGACUCAGAGCUGGGGCACCGUGUGCAACUUCUCUUGGGACGAUUGCAGCACCCAGAGCCCACUGAGGCAGAACUAGAGGGGCCAGCGGAAGCUCCAAUUCCACAACAAGAGCUUGUGCCACCUCCAUCUCUGUUGCCAGAUGGAGCCCCACAGCCAGAACAGGCUCGCAUACCAGCUCUGGAAACCUCCAGGGAGCUCACACCAGACCCCACCGUGGCACUAGCUCCAGAGUGCCAGGGAGCUCCAGCAGCUCCUCCUGUAGAGCCAGUGAAUGCCGCAGAAUCAGAUCCAGACCCCACCGCAGUCUCGGAUCUACUGCAACCUUCUAGGCAGGAAAUGCCUGUUGCCGAGUCCCAAGACCUUGAGCUCUUUGCAGCUCCACAGCUGGCACCUGUCCCUGGGCCAGCGCUCACAGCCCCCUCCCUUACUACACAAUAUGUAGUAAUGUUCAUCUUUCUCCUUUACCUCCGCAUAAGAAAUUACUAUUCUGUAUACUAUAAAAUUCGCUUUUAAUAAAAUAUACUAUUAACUUUUUAAGGUAUUCCAUAGUAACCACUUUAAUUAAUGCUGUGUGUCCAUCACCACUGUGUCACUCUGGAACCUUUCAUCCAUCUGUACUCCCCAAGUCAU
Molecule: messenger RNA, 3220 nt
Organism: Oryctolagus cuniculus (rabbit)
Lineage: Eukaryota; Metazoa; Chordata; Mammalia; Lagomorpha; Leporidae
Source: RefSeq, a predicted model, not a curated record